Pungitius pungitius (ninespine stickleback) is the source of this 4134-nucleotide messenger RNA. RefSeq names its product SFI1 centrin binding protein (gene sfi1). The record is from RefSeq and is a predicted model, not a curated record. The transcript has 32 exons. Gene Ontology annotation, molecular function: phosphatase binding. Lineage: Eukaryota; Metazoa; Chordata; Actinopteri; Perciformes; Gasterosteidae.
GGGCUGUCAAGGACUGACAUUGUGCGUAGCCGUAACUCAAAGGACCUCGGGUACGUUCCAGACCGCAUUUCAGCAGUAUUAGUCGCUGUAGCACAGCGAUAACCAUUACGUUAAAGUUUAUACUCUUAUAGUGAAAAUGAGGCAUUAUACUAUUCCCAUCAGCUACAGUUUUGAAAGCGUAUUUAACAGUUUAAUGUGCAAGACGUACACAUAUAAUGCCGACUACCUGAAUUUAGCGAAGCAUUUGAAAACGUUAAAUCAACUACAUUAGCCGUUGACGAGUGUCUGGAACAGACCCUAAAUUCACGCCCACUGUCACGUGACAAGGAAAAACAAACGCGCGGCACUUAUUUACGUCGAUAGGCGAUGUUGUUUUUGUUUUGUACAUAUUACCGUUGUGAAUAUGGUUCAUGUUUAUAUUUGAUGCCAUUUUGUGGGUUUUACCGUUCUGCGCUUAAGUGGUCUGGUGUAAUAUAAUGCAAAGUAACACCAGAAAGCCAGAUCCAGUCAGACCUCGACCAAGCAGUGUCAGUUUUGGUGGUGAAAGAAAACCGGUCCGCAAAGUUCAUACGAGAAAGAUCCCUUACAGAGUUGGAUACUGCUGGAACAAAGGUGGAAGACUCAAGGAGCUGAGAAUAAGGCACUUGGCGAGAAAGUUCCUGAACAUAUGGAUGCGGAACACUUUUGGCCGACUUCUUCCUCAUGAAGCCAAGUGUCACUACAGCAGCGUGGUCUUGAGACGAGCCUUUGUAGGAUGGAGAGACGAGUGGUGGACAUCGAGGAGGGAGUGGAGCCUCACACUGCGGGCAGAGUGUCACCACAGGUAUUAUCUGUACAACUUGGUUUUCCAAAACUGGCAAAGUUUUAUGUCAUUGCAAAAGGAAAAAAAGAGCAAAGUCCAAGCUGCUCAAUCCUAUGCUGACGGGCAACGCAUGCGUCUGGUUUUGGAACGAUGGAAGGUUUUCACAGAAAUGAGAAGAAUAAAGAAUAGAAUGCUUGAAUCUGCCUUGAAGCACAGCAGACUUGCAACCCUACAUUCAGCGUGGAGAUUAUGGCGAGCGCGGCUGCAGCAGCAUCGGGACCUUCAAACUUUAGAGGAUCAAGCACUGAAACAGAGGGCGCUCACUUUACAGAGCCGGACUUGGCUUCAUUGGAAAGAAAUGCACACAGCUGCCUGUUGCCAGAAAAACAAAGAAUCCAAAGCUGCACUUCACUUCAUCCUCCUGCUGAAAAGAAGAACAUUGCAUCGUUGGAAAAGUUACGUGUCUUCCCAGCAAACCAAGAAAAAGUCACAAGCCGUGGCAGAGCGCGCCCGCCAUCUCCGCCUGGUGACGACGUGUUGGAGGAAGUGGAGCAGUGCGCUGCGUCGUAAGCGGCGCGAGGAGGACGGUUUGCAAGCCGCAGCGUAUUUGGCCGCACGGAUCACGCAGCGCAGAGCGCUGGAGCGCUGGAAAGCUCAUGUUACGUUGUGCAGAGAAGAAGCUGAAAGAAACAGGAUUGCAAGUCAGACUUAUCAUCGCCAACUGCUGCACGCCGGACUGCAGGGACUUCUUCUUCACGUCAGCAGGAGCAAAGCGCACCGACUGAACAGCAACAUGGCUGUCCAACAUUAUCAUCAAACCAUGACACGUAGCUAUUGGAGGCUGUGGCAGGACCGUUUGGAGGAGGCUGAAGACGAGAGUUUUCGACCCUUAAACGAUAUAGCAACGACUAACCACAGCACGUCUUUGUUGAGCAGAUGUUUUCGCCACUGGAGAGAGAAUCAGAGAAAACAGAGACACAUGAAGGAAUUGGAGCAUCGUGCAGACGUUUGGUUUGCUGAAGGCCUGUUGCCGAAGUGCUUCACCCUGUGGGCCGAGGUUACUUCACAGCAAAGACGCUUUAAACAGAUGAGACACAAGGCAGAGGUCUUCAACCGGCAGCGCAGACACACCUGCGUGUUUUACACCUGAUAAAUCAAAACAGAGGAACACAGGGAGCGGACGCUCUGCGAGCGCAUGGCCAUUCUGCACGAGGAGCGCUGCCGCCUGCGGGGAGCCUGGAGCCGCUGGAGGCGCCGGACGGAGCGGAGCAUCAACGACCGGGAGAAACGCCAAGCCUCAGACCGCCUCUACCUUCACGGGCUUCUCCACAAGACGAUGGCUCGGUGGAAGGACAACAGCUCCGAGAUGAGGGACAGGAGAAACCGAGAGCUGCAGGCCUGUCGUCAGGGUGACCUGCGCUGCGUGAGGAUAGCUGUUGAUAAAUGGAAAAAGUUUGUUCAGUGCCAGAGAAUGAAGAAAGGCAAGCUGAAACAGAUGCAGCGUUACCAUGAAGUUAAACUCCUCAAGCACGCGUUUGUGGCCUGGAAGAAACACCUCUUGGUGAUGCGUCAGAUCUACGGUCACGUGGAGGAACUUUACUGGCAACAUAAAUGGACACUUCUCAGGAAGGUGCUGUGUGUUUGGAGGGAGAACGCUGCGCUGCAGACAGAACUCCGGCUCAAGGAGCAGCGGGCACAGAAUCACUUUCAGCACAUCCUUCGACUGAAGGUGUUUCUUGCUUGGAGAGAAGCAACAGUGGGUGCAGUUUCUAAGCGACACCAGCAGAGGGAGGCAGUCAACAAGGCUCAGAGGGCCAUAAAUCGAGUUCGCUUGCUGCAGUCUUUCAGACGAUGGAAGGCGCAGAGCAGGAAGGCUCGGGGAGAGAGGAUGCGCAUGGAGAAGGCGAGGCAGCACCAUGGCUCCAAACUCCUUUCGAAAGCAGUAAAAGCUUGGAAAGACCAUCACAACCACAUUCGAAAAAACAAGGUAAUGAGGCGACAAGGGAUCCUUUUACUGAGAUUAAAGAUGUAUCAGAUGUACUUUGACCAGUGGAAAAUUAAGCUGCAGCGCAGACGGAGAGAAGCUAAGCAGACGGAGCGAGCGCUCUGGCACUGGUCCCUCACUCUUCAGGCCAAGGUGUUGCGUGGAUGGAUGCUGCAGGUCACAGAGCAGCGGAGGAAACAAGAGCAGGCGGCCCGAGCGGCUCAGGUCUACAGAGACCAGCUGCUGAGGGAGGGCGUGACGCGCAUCCUCACGUAUGCUGCUCACAUGAGCGAUCUCACCACCAGCCUGACGCAGCACAGCCAAGAGCAGAGGUCUCGGCGUCUCCACGGGGUGGUGAAGCGCUGCGCCAUGCGGUGGAAGAAGCGGGCGCUGUGCAAACCCAAAAGAGAGCAGGAAGUCAAAGGUCAAUCACCCAGAAAGAGCGUGACCUUCUGUUUGGCCUCAUGUGGAUCGAAGAGCGUUCCCCCGUCUGACCCCGAGGAGCAGGAAGCUGAAGAUGGAGUCCAGAGCGAGCUACAACUCAGCCGCGCGCCUCGGCGUCAGCCCCGACGCUGCGAGGAACUGUUUGAGCCUCGAGUGAAAAUAAACACCCAAAGUCAAACGACCCGCUGUGGCGCUGAAGCGGCUCCGAAGGCCCCGCUGGUCCGUGGUCCUUCGCAGGGAGACCGCCGUACAGCGACAGCCGGCCUCCGGCCUCCAUCCACGCGCCACGGCGCCUUCGCACCCAGCCCGUCUCCCUCUGAACCGAACACGUCCGCCGUGGGCUCUCCUCGGGAAAGCCAAGACGCUCUUUUACCACCUUCCGCUUUCAUGACCUCUGUGACCGACGAUGUGAUGGGGAAGACGCACAGCUCGUAUUUUGGAGAAGCUCCUCAUCCGUUCGUCCCUCCGUUUGAACAACGAUCUUCAGUGGAUUCAGGUGUUCGUCAGCGAGCCAGAUCCAGUAGAGGAAGUGCAGAAGAUGCAACUUCAGCGCUGACCGGAGAGCUGCUCAGAAUUCAGCUGGACAUGGUGACCUACCAACAGGACAGGAAGCAGCUCCGGGCAUGGCAAAGACUACAGGAGGUGUUACAAAGCUGGCUGCAGACCAGUGGAAAGGAAGAAGAAAUAGAAAAAAAUGCUGUGUGUCAAGAGUUGAAAGAGCUGGAGGAGCGCAUCGACGGCCUGUCGGCUGAACUGGCUGAACGGAAACCAGCAAUGUUGCUUCAUGCAAAGAGGAUCCAGCUGAUACAGAAAACAGAGGAGAUGGAAACUGAUUGUUCUGUAUUCACUGCUUAGAUGACAAAAUGUUCAACUGCUUUUUAAGAUUUUAGAAUAAACAUUUAUA